AUGGCCGCGAUAGUAAGUGGUAACGAUCACGAGUUAGCGCUCGAGGAGGCUCUACAGCGGAUAGGAGGAGAGCCAGGGACUGAUGAAGAAGACGACGAGGAACUAAGUGUUGUCGAGUACGACGAGGAAGAACAGCGACCACCAGCACCAACGGCCAGUGUAGUAUCAGGCCCGGCGCCAGAGACCACCACUAAUGGCGACAAUGGAGCAGGAGGAGGAGGGAGAUACGAAGUGCCAGAGCCUUAUAUUGGGACACCCUCUAACUCUGUUCCUUUGAAAGAAGUCCUCGGGGAGUAUAGAUCCUUUAUGCUUUUCAGGCGGUUCCUAAAGGAUCAGUGCAUUACCCGUAACCUCCAGUUCUGGCUGGCAUGCGAGUAUUAUCACACGCAGAUGCCCCUCGAAGGCAUCAAAGCUGCCAAAGCCAUCUACUGUCGUUUCCUAAAAAGCUCUGCUCCACUUCACGUCUCCAUCCUAGAGGCAACAAAAAGAAAAAUUUGUACAAUAGUACAGCUUGGCUCUCCCCCUGGUUACACACUGUUCCUUGAGGCUCAGCAAGAGGUGUAUAACCAAAUGGAAGUCAAUGAACUUCAGCAGUUUCUCUGUUCUGACUCUUUCUCAGAAUGCUCUCAGUUCCCCACGCGUGGUCCCACACAGAACAUGUAUGGGUCUGUGAGCGGGGAUAUUGGCUUUCAGCCGUCUCGCUAUAGAAAUGGCGGGUCGCUACAUUCCAGCGACGAUUCAACCUCUGUUACCAGUUUUGCAUCAGAGGAUGUUGGGUCAACUCAUACGCAAGUAUUGUGUUUACCGCACCACACCAAAUCUGUUUAUACUCCCAGGAAUGCUCAUUCUGACACUGAACACUCAUCAUCACAUCCUCGAAGGCAGCAAUAUGCAGGACCGACCACACACAUAUCAAGGAACAAAGUAUUGACACAGAACCAGUUCUACGAGAUCGUCUGCGAGAAGCUCAGUGCCGUUCAAAGAGACAGGACGGCAAUGAAGCAGAGAGCAAGAAAUAUAGCAAGGAUAGCAGGGAAAUCCUACGAGGACAUAAUGUCAAUAGAUUGGUUUGAUACACCAGAGGCCAUUAAAUAUGUGUGUUUUGAUGACGAAGGAACUGCUGCUGGAGCUGACGAUGGACUCCAUUCUCCUCCCCUCUCUCUUCCCCCUCCUCACAAGCAGUCCGUGGGGAAGAGGACAACAGUGGAAUCAUCCGACACGCCUCCUUCAUCGACUUCUGGUGCACCCUCGCAUCAUCUCAUCAGCUUUGGACUGAAAGAGAUACAAGAAGCUCUGAGAGACCUUGACAUUGCUAGCCAGGUCAGACAAAAGAGAUCCUCAACACUUAUGUCAAGCUCUGCCUCCAGUUACAUCAGUGAUAGUGGAGUUGGGGAGAGCAACCUUCCUUCCAGUGGAAGUGGUGGGCCUGGACCCAGCAGUGGGCAUAACAGCAGACUCUCUAAUCGUGUCCAUGCUUAUCUUCAGAAUCAGCAACGUGUCACCAGUCAACAGUCAGAGAGAGAAGCUCAGGCUCAGCUUGUGGCUACAAUGCUUAUGAAUAAUUCUGUCCCAUCUGAUGAGCUCAAUCCUUAUCAUAACAAUGGACGGAGAUCAUAUGCUAAUUAUCCUGGGGCUUAUUCUUCUGACGAUUCGUCGUCUUGUUUCACUGCUACCUCUCACUCGUCUAAUUCUGAGUUCUUUGUUCCGAGAAGACCGCAUCCUCUUUACGGGGACUCGAAUGACGAAUCAAGACAACAGUCGCAUCAUCAUUCACGGUAAGGAAGGAGA
Messenger RNA from Amphimedon queenslandica, 1788 nucleotides. RefSeq names its product axin. Gene Ontology annotation, cellular component: beta-catenin destruction complex; plasma membrane; nucleus. Gene Ontology annotation, molecular function: beta-catenin binding; molecular adaptor activity; protein kinase binding. The record is from RefSeq and is marked provisional. Gene Ontology annotation, biological process: positive regulation of proteasomal ubiquitin-dependent protein catabolic process; negative regulation of canonical Wnt signaling pathway; positive regulation of protein kinase activity. Lineage: Eukaryota; Metazoa; Porifera; Demospongiae; Haplosclerida; Niphatidae.